Messenger RNA from Venustampulla echinocandica, 4218 nucleotides. RefSeq names its product p-loop containing nucleoside triphosphate hydrolase. Gene Ontology annotation, biological process: transmembrane transport. The coding region runs from base 1 to 4218 and encodes 1405 amino acids. Gene Ontology annotation, molecular function: ABC-type transporter activity; ATP hydrolysis activity; ATP binding. Lineage: Eukaryota; Fungi; Ascomycota; Leotiomycetes; Helotiales; Pleuroascaceae. The transcript is spliced from 14 exons. Gene Ontology annotation, cellular component: membrane. The record is from RefSeq and is a predicted model, not a curated record.
AUGGCAACUGAAGGCACAGGAGACAGUGAUACGAAAGAAUAUACUUUCGAUCCUCAAGCGACAAUAGUCAUUGGGCUCCUAGCGUCACCCGUCUUUAUUGUCCUGUCUUAUUGGGAGCACUAUAGAUCUACAACCCCGUCGACCAUCUUAAACUUGUACUUGCUCGCCACCAUCCCGAUGGAUGCUGCUCGAGCACGUACACUAUUCAAGAUACCUAACAACAUUGCCAUCGCAAGUAUCUUUACGGCGAUCGUGUGCUUCAAGUUCAUUAUUCUUAUUCUAGAAGCCAAGGAGAAGAGCAAUCUGAUUCGGCCUGAAUUCAAAUGCCCUUCACCAGAGCAGACAGCAGGGACACUGAAUCGUAGCUUCUUCUGGUGGUUCAAUCCUCUACUCUUGAUUGGAUUUAAGCAGAGCUUGGUAGUAAAUGAUCUUUUCUUCAACGACGAUGCUCUUACUUUCGACGCCUGGCGUGAUAUAAUCCGUCGCCGACUGGCCAAUGCUGAUAACUCAAAGCCUCAUGCACUCCUCAAAGUUAUGCUAGCCACAUUCAAAGGCCUGCUUCUAGCAGGUAUUAUCCCUCGACUCUGCUUAACUGGCGUGAAUUACGCUCAGCCGUUUCUGGUCAGUCGUGUUGUGAAUUUUAUUGAACAACCCGAGACGGCAACGAGCAACAAGAUCGCUUAUGGCUUAAUUGCAGCUUACGCCAUCGUUUAUAUUGGUAUAGCAGUCAUGUCAACAAUUUCUCAGCACAAGAAUUAUCGUGCCAUUGUUGCAAUCCGAGGCAGUGCGGUAUCCUUGAUCUAUCACCAUACUUUGAGCCUAAGUAGCUCUUCAGCCUCGACUAGCUCCUCCUUGACGUUGAUCAACAACGAUGUGGAGCGCAUGGGUCAUGGAAUGAGAGACGUUCAUGAGAUAUGGGCCAGCUUGAUCGAAAUAGCCCUUUCUCUUUGGUUGCUCGAGGUAAGAUUGGGGGUCUCGGUCGCCGCAGCUGUUGUGGUUAUUAUAGGUUGCGUAUUUGGGUUUGUGAAGUUGGGCAUGCUCUUAAGCGGCCGUCAGAAGGUCUGGCUCGAAGCAAUCGAGGCGCGUAUCACCACGACAGUUGCAACACUUGGCUCAAUUAGAGGCAUCAAAUCAACAGGCUCAACCGAUAUCGUCCAAAAUAUCAUCACGCGUUUGAGAUCGGAUGAAAUUCGGAUCUCUAGAAAAUACAGAGAACUUAUUGUCGGUCUUGUCACAUUGUCAUAUGUUUCAACCACCUUGGCCCCCGUCUUCGCCUUUGCAACAUACAGUAUUAUAUCGAACUUUAGAGGCACCACACCAUUAUUGGCCGCUUCUGCAUACACGUCAUUAACAGUAUUCUCGCUUCUUGGCCAGGCUGUCUCGAAAUGGAUCAGCUCCACCGUGGGCAUCAUCAAUUCGAUUGCUUGUCUUGAGCGAGUUAGACAAUAUCUGGCAACCAACCCAAGGGUCGAUCCCAGGACAAUCGAAUCAAACAACAAACCCAUCGGUAGUUCUAAUCCGGCCGAGGUGCGUACCUUUGAUAUCUCAGGGACAGAAAUGCUUGACAUGGGAUCUGUCGAUCCAAGUCCCUACAAUCCACAUAACGCUGAAGGUUUGCCGGCUGAAAUUCCGGCAAAUCAGAAGAUAAUCACAAUACGAGAUUGCUCGGCAAGUUGGAAAAAGGGUUCCGACCCUGCAAUAUCUGGUAUUAACAUCACGGUACUACUUGGAAGCCUUGUGAUGGUGAUUGGGCCGAUCGGAUGUGGGAAAACGACUUUACUGAAGGUCAUGCUUGGUGAGAUGCCCCACACCACAGGGACAGUAAUCGUAGGCAGGUCUAAAGCUGCUUUUUGCGCACAAUUGCCUUGGUUGACAAACGCCAGUAUCAGGGAUAAUAUUAUUGGUGUCUCAUACCUCGAUGCACGGUGGUACAAUACAGUGGUGAAGGCUUGUGCCUUAGAUCAGGAUUUCACGCAACUUCCAGAUGGCGACAAUACCGUUAUUGGAAGUAAAGGUGUUUCAUUGAGUGGCGGACAGAAGAGCCGUCUUGCUUUAGCAAGAGCACUUUACGCAAGGAAUGAUCUUGUUAUUCUAGAUGAUAUUUUCAGCGGACUCGAUGCAAAAACUGAACGGCAUGUUUUUGAAUCAGUUCUAGGAUCUCAUGGCAUACUGAGACGCGGAGGUACGACGACAGUCCUUGCAACAAACUCGGUUCGCAAUAUCUCGCUAGCAGAUCACAUAGUUGUUCUGGGACCAGAUGGCAAGAUCAUUGAUCAAGGUACAUAUCGAAACUUGGUCUACGCCAGUAGCUAUCUUGAGAGUCUCGGCACUCGAGAGAAGACGCUCAACGCAAGCGAGCCGGAGAAAAUCGACGACGAUACAGUCCCAGGUCUAGCUGCUGCAAGGACUCCGUAUCAACCUAGCGAUAUUGAUGACAAGCGAAAGAGUGACUUGACCAUCUACAGGUAUUACAUUGAUACGGUAGGGUGGGUAACUUGGGGGUUUUUUGUUCUGCUUUGCUCUGGCUUCGUUUUCGGCCUGGUCUUUCCACAAAUUUGGAUUCAGUUCUGGACGGAAGCGAAUGCGAAAGAAGCCAACCAUCGACUUGGGUACUAUCUGUCGCUAUACGCUCUUUGGUCGGUGAUGGCUAUCGUGAUAUUUCUUGGAGCUUGCUCGUGGUUAAUGAUCAGAAUGGUGCCACAAGCUGCCAUUAAGUUUCAUAGAGUACUUUUAAAUUCGGCCCUGAGAGCCCCGCUAGCAUAUUUCUCUACUACGGAUAGUGGAGAAGUGUCAAACAGAUUCAGCCAAGACCUGGAGCUUAUCGACAUGGAGCUCCCAACGGCCCUCAUUGGCACCACCAUCACUUUCUUGUCGUGCAUUGCCCAGGUUGGAGUCAUCAUCUAUGGCUCAAGUUACGUAGCAGCUGCAGUUUUUGGACUGGUUAUUCUUCUUUACUAUGUUCAAUUGUUCUACCUGAGGACUUCACGGCAACUGAGACUCUUGGAUCUAGAAGCAAAAGCACCGCUUUUAUCCCACUUUAUGGAAUCCAUCAAUGGCUUGGUCACGGUCCGCGCGUUUGGCUGGACUGAAAAGUUUGCCUGCAGGAAUUAUGAUCUGCUCGAAAGAUCCCAACGUCCUUUUUACCUUUUGUUUUGCGCCCAGCGAUGGCUUAAUCUAACAUUGGAAUUGGCCGUUGCUUUCCUUGCCAUUAUUUUGGUUAGUAUAGUCGUUACAACCAGAGACACCUCAGGUGCGAAAGUAGGUGUUGCAUUGGUCAGUAUUGUAGGGUUUGGGGUCAGCUUGAAGAGCCUCGUAUACAACUGGGCAUCUUUGGAAGUUGCGAUGGGCGCUAUCUCCAGAAUACGUCACUUCGCGAUUCACACUAGCUCUGAAGAUCAGCCAGGCGAAGACAAAACUUUGCCACCAGACUGGCCGCACCAAGGCAUGAUCACAUUUCACAAUGUAUCAGCAGCUUAUUCGCCUACUUCUCAUACUGUCCUCAACAAUCUUUCAUUUUCUGUCAAAGCUGGCGCAAAAGUUGCCAUAUGUGGUAGAACAGGGAGUGGCAAGAGUUCAACUAUUGCGGCCCUACUGAGGCUCAUUGACUUACGUAGUGGAACAAUCACAAUCGAUGGGAUAGACAUAUCGACUGUUGUGCGACAGGAGCUCAGGUCGAAGCUCAUCACGCUACCACAAGAACCUUUCUAUUAUCAUGCUACUAUUCGGGAAAACCUCGAUAUCAGAGGUCAGUCCUCUACCGAAGAGCUUCUCGAUGUUCUAGACGUGGUCGGAAUGCGGGAAGUGAUCGAUAAGAAGGGUGGUUUGGAUGCCAUGGCGAAUGAAGACCCGUUAUCUCACGGCCAGUCGCAGCUUCUCUGUCUGGCUCGUGCAGUACUUCGACCUAACAAGAUACUCAUCAUGGACGAAUCAACAAGCAGUGUUGAUAAGAAGACCGAGGCCAAGAUGGUCGACAUCAUCAGAGAAAGAUUUCAGGAUCGAACUGUUAUUUGUGUUGCCCAUAACCUGAACACCAUUAUGGACUACGACGAAGUCAUCGUGCUCGAAGCAGGACGUAUCGUAGAGCAGGGAAAACCAUCGAUACUUGCCCUUGAGCCAUCGAAAUUCGCAUCUCUGCUCCGGGCUGCUGAUAGUGAGCCUGAAAAUGCCUCGGAAGAAGAGACGACUGGGGCUGGUCUAUCUCCCGGUGUCUCUGUGUAG